Molecule: messenger RNA, 416 nt
Organism: Schizophyllum commune H4-8
Lineage: Eukaryota; Fungi; Basidiomycota; Agaricomycetes; Agaricales; Schizophyllaceae
Exons: 1
Coding region: 53-280 (75 amino acids)
Source: RefSeq, a predicted model, not a curated record
CGCGGGCUGACAUACUCGUCGCCUCGGGCGCUUCGCUAUACAGUAGCCCAACAUGUCCAACAUACCGACUACCGCAGUCCGACUGCGCACACGUUCGUCCGACUGGCUGGCGGGGCGAUUUAUCCUUGCAGCCGUUGUACUUACGAUCGCGAUAUAUCUCGUCACCUCCACCGAUAGCGAACCCUCUUCGACACCCCUCCUUGGCCCAGCACGCAGAUUGCGCCCACGGUUGCACUCUAUCAGCCCUAACUUCGCGCACACAACCUCCCCUUCGCCAUAACACCACCACAAAUUCACCUCUAUUCCGCCUUGUAUGAUCUAGUAUUCCGCCUCAAAUGAAAGUUAGCCUGACUUGUGGACCUUCAGCGCCUCAUCCACAAUCUCGCAGAUCCCCAGUAACUCCUCCUCCCGGAACC